AUGCACGUGCUGGCGCAGAAUGCGUUGCCGAUGCAGCAUUUGCUGCUAAUGCUCAGCGUGCUGUUGCUGCAGCUAAAGUCUCAGCAGCAGCGGCUGCAGUCUCAGCAGCAGGAGCUGCAGUCUCUGCUGCAUUCUCCGCAGCAGUUGCUGCAAGCUCUGCUGCAGUCUCAGCAGCAGGAGCUGCGGUCUCUUCUGCAUCCUCAAGAAGCAGCAGCAGCAGCUGCAGCAGCGGCAACAGCUGCAGCAGCAACAACAGCUGCACCAGCUGCAGCAGCAGCAACAGCUACAGCAGCUGCAGCACCAAGAGCUACAGCAGCUGCAGCAGCAGCUGCAGCAGCAGCAACAGCUACAGCAGCAGCAACAGCUGCAGCAGCUGCAGCAGCUGUAGCAGCAGCAACAGCCGCAGCAGCUGCAGCAGCAGCAGCCGCUGCUGUUUGUAUCUGUGUCGCUUUGCACUAG
Molecule: messenger RNA, 459 nt
Organism: Eimeria tenella
Lineage: Eukaryota; Apicomplexa; Conoidasida; Eucoccidiorida; Eimeriidae
Exons: 1
Coding region: 1-459 (152 amino acids)
Molecular function (GO): ice binding; heme binding; electron transfer activity
Source: RefSeq, a predicted model, not a curated record